This is a messenger RNA of Laetiporus sulphureus 93-53, 2576 nucleotides long. RefSeq lists its product as uncharacterized. The record is from RefSeq and is a predicted model, not a curated record. The coding region runs from base 117 to 2267 and encodes 716 amino acids. Lineage: Eukaryota; Fungi; Basidiomycota; Agaricomycetes; Polyporales; Laetiporaceae. The transcript has 9 exons.
CAUUCACUCGCUUGCAAUGCCCUGCGCUUAGCAUCUGCGAAUUUGCCGUCGACCUGAACACAGCAGGUUGCUUACUCUACGGAAGCUGCCUUGGUUUGGACACGAUUGGGCACAAGAUGGCAGACAGAGGCUAUUUCUUCCUUCUGAGCCAUCUCUACCGCCCGACCACAUCGCUUACACUGUCCACCGUCCAGACUUCAAUUGCUCAUUAUCUCGCUCGUCUGACUCCAUCACCGACAUCUUUAGCAGCCUCUGUGAUUAGCAGCCCGCAAUUUCUGCCAUUUUCGUAUGCGAAGCUCGAGGCGCUCUGCACGUCUUUCCGCCACGCGGUGCACCUUAAGGUGAAAUUGUUCAAGGAGGAACCGGACGGUCUCUUCUCGCGAAGCAUACAUCAUCGUACAGGAGAGUGGGUCAAGAGCGUACUAGAUGGCCUGAAGGGUGGUCAUCCAACGCUGAGGCUUGUCUGUGCCGGAGGACUUCUGUUGGGGCUCGAAGAUCUUGAGAGCGAUCUGCAUGCUCAGGGCGGGAGUAUGCGCAGGAUUGUGGAGGAGGAGGUGGUGUUAGCCUUGGCUGAGGUCAUGGACACGUACUCCUAUGUGCAAUAUCCGGCGGAUUGGGCGAAGGAUUUCAAGUCAGAGUCUGAAGACGGCGAAGAGCCACUUGCAUUGUCGCUGCUUCUGGCUUCGAGAUUUCUUGCUCUAGUCUCCGCUGAGAGACUGGAAACGCUACCGUUGGAUAUGCUGUCUGAUAUACUCACCUCCACAAUCGAAUCUGCGUUCCAAGGUGGUUGCUUUAUGUCUACAGCGCAGUCCUCUUGCUCCAGGGACGAUGACGGAAAGCUCGUGUUUGCUCCAACAACACCAUUUUCUCGCUUGAUCCAGAGACUAUCGUCAUCCAAAUUUGUUGCGUCCAUGGCGACGCUCGCAAAGCUCUGUUCUAGAGUCUUGUCUGUGCUCUCGGAAUCCCGUCCAUCACACGGCUGGCCAGCCAUGGCGCAAGCAAUGGCCAAGUUAGAACGCACUGCCAAAGCGGUAGAGCAGGAUUGGACGACAAGCCCGCUGGCCUUUCUGCCUAGCGAAGACGAUCUUGCUCCCGACACGCGGGAAAUGAUCGCGCAACUAUGGAACAUACUCAAGACACAACUUUUCACGACUAUCAUGCUUUCUCAGUCCGUCCUGUCGACUGUUCUCUUCGUCCCUCAGCCUUCUGUCGAUACUAGCCCUUCGCCAUACGACCUUGCGAUGACUGUUCUGCGUACGCUUGCUCACUUAUCCUUUGUACUUCAUCAAUUCGGCGGCGUCACCGCGACCUCAGAGGGUGGGUUUUCGGAGCUGAAGAGGGCAUUCUACACUGCCCUGGAUAUUCUCUCUGCGAGCGCUCCUGACAGCGAGAGAUUUAUUGCGGAGCUAUGCGGGAUGACGAGUGCUCUGACAUCUGCUCCCCAGUCAUUUGUGCAUAUGAAGAAGGCAUAUGUCCUGGCCUGCAUCGAACAGCUAAUCCCUGUCCUCAAUGAUACGUGCAUUCGGGAGCAGGUCUUUCCGCAAUGUCUGCCGCACCUGUCGGACGUCUCACAUCGGGAAACAUACGAGUCCGCUCAUUCUGUGAUGUUGGCCAUCUUCACUUCGUAUGCCCAGAAGUCAAGCCAAGGGAACACGAAGGGGGUUCAAACGUCUGAGAUCCCCACUUUCGCCGAAGAAUCUGUCCCGUUCUACGUGCAGUGUCUAAUCGAGAACUCAGGCGACGGCAAGUUGAGCACCAUACAACUCCGCUUAGCGUAUGCGGCCCUGGUCCGCAGCGCGAGCGCUUUCAGGCGGGCACAGACAGCCCUAUCCGAACGUCAUACAGAAGGCGACGUACUGGCCCGCUUCUGCAUCGACUCGCUCCUUGAUGCCAUGCGGAAUACCCAGGGUUCUUCUGAUUUUACUUCUGCGACGGAGAAGCACCUCCAGCGGCUUCAUCUGACGCUUAUCUCCUCGGUAUCCUCCGUGUCGCUCUCGCUGCUGCCUCGAGUUCUUGACGAAUGCAAAUCGGUCAUCAUCAGUUUCAGUCAGUCUGGCGAUACUUCGGACUCUGAGCAACAGCCGUCUUCUCUGCGGUCAGAGCUGGUACAAGCUCUGUUCAAGGAGAUAUUGGAGAGUGUUGGCGAUGCCGAGAAGGAAUUUUGUGUGCGGUGGUGGUACGAGAACCGCGAAGCGCUACUAGGAUAUAUAGCAAGCGGGGCUCCGCCUACUUCUACUGCAGAUUCACAGGCAGUCUCCAGGCUGUAGGACGGGCAAAGCAUCGCGCAGACGCGUUGUCAAGGUUGUGCAUCGUGUGAUGAUCUAUUUACGGCAGUGUUUGUGCUUUCACUCAUCAUAAUGUGGUAUGAUACGGCUCUUGGUAUGUGGAUCUGUUACUAUACUGUAAUGCUCUGGAGGGUGGGAUGCAUCCGCGUACAUAUGUCGCACAUGUGGCUCAUUGACAAUGACUAUGUUAUGUGGUGCUUUUAUGUAUCUAUGCUGAGUACAUCAUCAUUCGAAUGACACGAGUUGCAAGCAUGGUGGUUGGCUUCAGUGAGCAUAAGUGACUGCUUCACA